Molecule: messenger RNA, 997 nt
Organism: Westerdykella ornata
Lineage: Eukaryota; Fungi; Ascomycota; Dothideomycetes; Pleosporales; Sporormiaceae
Product: DNA binding methylated-DNA--cysteine S-methyltransferase
Exons: 3
Coding region: 181-738 (185 amino acids)
Biological process (GO): DNA repair
Molecular function (GO): catalytic activity
Source: RefSeq, a predicted model, not a curated record
AUCCGGGACGAAUGGACACUGCAGCUGGAGGGUACUCUCAAGACCCUCCUCCAGCUUCUGAGAAACCCACAUCGAACAAUAUCCGGCUCAAAUCUCUCCAGGAGGUGUCAAUUCGUCCCAUCUCUUUCACAGCCCCACAGAUUCCAACCUUGUCAAGACUGACAACAUUUGAAGAAAGGGAUGCGCACAGACCAUCUCAAGGUUGCCUGUGAAAGGUCAAUUCGAAAGCAUCCAUCUGCGGGCGCGUACUUAACGCUUGAGACGCGUCUUCGGCCGUCGACAUCAUAUCCCAAUCCUCUCUUUCUCCAUUCAGUUGAAUCCAGAAUGGCUAAGCAGGUCAAAGUCACAGAAUACCAGACACGCGUCUACACCCUUCUGCAGCAAAUACCCGAAGGACGCAUCACAUCGUAUGCUGCCCUAGCAAGAGCGCUGAAUUCGUCCCCCCGCGCCGUCGGAGGUGCGCUACGCAACAAUCCAUUCGCGCCCGAAGUUCCUUGUCAUCGAUGCAUUGCAAGUACAGGUGUAUGUAGACAAUUUCCCCACGACGGAGUCGAUCGCGAGCUGACAGGGCAGCAGUUUGUCGGAGGUUUCAAGGGCGAUUGGGAAAAGGUCCCGAGCGGUCAGAAUCAGGUUUCGAAGCUGAAGCUGCUUGCCGAUGAAGGUGUGAAAUUCGAUGCGAAGGGGAGGUUGGUGGAGAAGUGGCGGUGGUGGAACGAUUUCGAUGUAGACAAGCUAUGAGCCGUGGAACUACUCUGCAGAUUCACGCAACAGUCGAGGGGAAUAAGAGCUCUUUUUACUCCCGAAAUCAUGACAGUUGACCACUGCACGCACCGACACGCAAGAGAAAAGCGGCAAUGCUGGAGACAAAUGAGUGCUGGAGAAAAGUGAUGCACGGCCCACUUGAGCUCUCUCUCGAGACUAUUGACGCGAUGCCUCCCAAACGCAAAGACCUUCCGAAGGCCAAUCCAAAAACCAGAGCCAAGGAGCCCCAAUCCGA